This is a messenger RNA of Populus nigra (black poplar), 1667 nucleotides long. RefSeq lists its product as uncharacterized. The record is from RefSeq and is a predicted model, not a curated record. The transcript is spliced from 6 exons. Bases 276 to 1502 code for a protein of 408 amino acids. Lineage: Eukaryota; Viridiplantae; Streptophyta; Magnoliopsida; Malpighiales; Salicaceae.
CACUUGCCAUCAAAACACCUUGUCCACUCUAUUUGACCCUACAACACCAAAUAAUUUAAGCCCUCAAUUCAAUCCCCAAGUAAAAAAAGUAGGCUAAAUAAAUCAUACCCAACAAGCCACUUCCCCUCCCCCCCUUGCAUUGCAAUUUACCUCCAAGUUCUUGGAAAUAAAGCAGGAAACUUUUGAAUAUAAUGUUUCUGGUCUAAAACAUACGUAGUGAUAGUGGAAGGGAGAAACAAGCGAUCAAAGAACAACAACAGGAAUCACAGGGAGAGAUGGGAGGGGUAACAUCAUCAAUGGCAGCAAAGUUUGCUUUUUUCCCACCAAACCCACCAUCAUACAAGCUAGUAACUGAUGAAUUAACAGGUCUAUUGCUACUGAGCCCAUUUCCUCAUCGUGAAAAUGUUGAAAUCUUGAAAUUGCCAACAAGGAAAGGUACAGAUAUUGUGGCAAUGUAUAUAAGGCAUCCUUUGGCUACUUCCACCUUGCUUUAUUCUCAUGGAAAUGCUGCCGAUCUGGGUCAGAUGUAUGAGCUUUUCAUUGAGUUGAGCAUCCACUUAAGGGUCAAUCUCAUGGGGUACGACUAUUCUGGGUAUGGGCAAUCGUCGGGAAAGCCGAGUGAGCAGAAUACAUAUGCUGAUAUUGAAGCUGCAUACAAGUGUCUAGAAGAAAGCUAUGGUACCAAGCAGGAAGACAUAAUCCUUUAUGGGCAAUCUGUUGGAAGUGGCCCCACGUUAGAUCUUGCUGCUCGACUGCCUCAGUUACGGGCUGUUGUUCUGCAUAGUCCCAUACUCUCAGGAUUAAGAGUCAUGUAUCCUGUUAAGCGUACAUACUGGUUUGACAUUUAUAAGAAUAUUGACAAAAUCCCACUAGUAAAUUGUCCAGUUCUCAUCAUGCAUGAAUGGUGCUGUGUGCUGACUUCUGACAUCACUGAGUUCUUUUAUUUGACUGUCCUUGAGGUUCUGACAUAUACAGCUGAGGGAACUUCAGAUGAAGUUGUCGAUUGCUCCCAUGGUAAGCAAUUAUGGGAACUCUGUAAAGAAAAGUACGAACCACUUUGGCUUAAAGGAGGGAACCAUUGUGAUUUAGAGCACUAUCCAGAGUAUAUCAGGCAUCUGAAGAAGUUCAUAUCAACUGUGGAGAAAUCUCCUUCUCAAAGAUACAGUUCCAGGAGAAGUACAGAUCAGUUUGAGCAGUCACGGAAGAGUACUGAUGUCUUUGAGGUUUCAAGGAAAAGCACAGAUCGAAGAGAGAAACCAAGGCACAGUACUGACAGGCUCGAGAAACCAAAAAUUCAAUCUAAUCAUGUUGACAAGCUAGAAAAACUAAAAAAUCUGUCAAAUAAUGCUGAUAAGCUAGAAAAGUUAAGGAUGUCAUUUGAUCAAAUGGAAAGGUCUCGGAGGAGUGUUGAUUGCCAUGAGAAAUCCCGGAAAAGCAUCGACCACCAAUUGGAAAGAGCACGGAAAAGUGUUGACAGGUUGGAAAGAAUACGGACUGGUUGAUACUCAAAACCAACUGUAAAAUUUACGCAUGGGUUUGGUGUUGUGGGCAAUUCAUUUGGUUUUUCUUUGCUAAUUUAUAUGGUUUUAUGGCUGUGUUGCAUUGUCUCUAUAAUAACAAUGGCAUGAAAUGAGAAAGGGUUUGGUGUUAUAAUGAUUUACUACAAA